Molecule: messenger RNA, 3294 nt
Organism: Candida albicans SC5314
Lineage: Eukaryota; Fungi; Ascomycota; Pichiomycetes; Serinales; Debaryomycetaceae
Product: DNA-dependent ATPase
Exons: 1
Coding region: 1-3294 (1097 amino acids)
Cellular component (GO): nucleus
Molecular function (GO): ATP-dependent chromatin remodeler activity; ATP binding; chromatin binding
Source: RefSeq, a predicted model, not a curated record
AUGAGUUGGUUUAGAAGAAAUAAACCAACGGAGGAAUCAUCUACAGCUGAUCCAAACACAACGCCUAGCAAGAAGAAUCGAGUUCAGGUCCCUUCUUCAUCACCAAUAACCAUCAACUCAUCACCAACUAAAGAGUCCACGAUUCAACAGCCAUCAUUGGCCUCAAAGUUAAUAAGCAAUGAAAAGGAGCGAGAAUUGGAAUUUAAAAGACAAAAGAUCAGACAGCAUAAAGAUUUCCCGUUGAUUCGGAAGAAGUUUAAUUACUUAUCUGAAAGUGAUAUAUUGAAGGCAUUUGUGAAAUGUAAGGGAAAUGCCAGAGACAUCAACAAGUAUUUGGAAACAAAUUUUGAUAGAAAUGAAUACUUGAGGAAAGAAAAUGAACAACGACAAAAGAUUAUCCAACAACAAGAAGAAAUGAGAGAAAAGAAUCGACAAUUGAGAUUCCAACAACUCGUUGAACAAACAAGUAAAAGCAGUACCCCAGAAGUUGAACGUGGCAUUAUCACUGAUGAUGUCAGUGGGUACGACGAGGAAGAUGAAUCUCCUGUCAAAAUCAAAAAAGGUAGAGCAACAGUUAAAAUAGACGACAUGUCACCAACAAAACCAAAUGCCCGUGAAUCUACCAAAGUCAGUAUCAAAAGUAAAAAAUCAAUUAGCGACAAAUAUAAUAGACAAUCUACAUUAGAUAAAUAUGCGAGACAAUUUAAACCAGAUCAAACUAGCAGAUUGGAAUCAUUACCGAAAAAGAGAAGAUUAGUGAGAUUGUCAAGCUUAGAGGAUUCAUCGACUCCAAGCUCAAGAUCGAUAUCACCAAUCCCUGCCCCUGUUGGAUUGGCAGCUAGAUUCAGUUAUAGAGAAUCCAAUACCCCAAAUCCACCUCUGGACCAACCUGACGUGAUAGAAAUUGGUGAUACCGAAGAGGAGGCAGAACCUGAGGAUGAAUUAGAAAUGUUAGAACGUAAAAUCUUAGAAAAUCGUAAAAAGAGGAGACAAAAUCAAGUUCAACAACCGAAACAAGAUAAACAGAAUCAAAGGAAACCAUCUAGUACCAAAGCGAUUAUUAACCUCAGUGAUGAUGAGAAUGAGGAUAUUGAAGAGUUACUAGAUGACGACGAAGAGGAUGGUGACAGUGAUUCAUUGGAUGAAGCUGAAGACGAUGAAAUGGAUACCGGAUACACCUCGAUAGACCAGAAAGUUUUGGAAUUUAUCAAUAGUGCUCCUAUCGAAGAUUUAUCAGAUAUUUGUGGAAUUGAACCAAGUGUAGCUGAAAUUGUGAUUUCACAAAGACCUUUCCAUUCGUUGGACGUUAUUGCCGAAAAUGAUUUCCCAUUGACCGAUGCAGAUGCUGCUAAAAGUAAGAGAAAGAAAAAGAAGUUGGGGUUGAAAAUGAUUGAGACAACGGAAGGCAAUCUCAAAGGAUACAAAGCAGUGGAUUCCUUGAUUAAGCAAUGUGCAGAAUAUGGGGAUAGGCUAACUGAACAGAUGAAAUCAUGGGGUGUGUCAUUAACCACUGAGCAAGGUGAAUUAGAUAUGGUCGAUUUGGACCCCAUUGAGGAACAAGAAGUUGUUGAUCUUGACAAGGAAGACGACGACUUUGAUGAAGACAUUAUAAUGGUUAAGAAAAGAUACUUGACAAUGAAAUAUAUCAAAGACAAACCGGCUUUGUUAGCAGACGACGUGACAUUGAAUAAUUACCAACAAGUGGGUAUCAACUGGCUUAAUCUUUUGUACCAAAACAAAUUGUCAUGUAUCUUGGCCGACGAGAUGGGUCUUGGUAAAACUUGUCAAGUCAUUGCAUUUAUGGCCCAUUUGAAGCAAGUUGGGGAACGAGGUCCUCAUUUGGUGGUAGUACCGGCAUCAACAAUUGAAAAUUGGCUACGUGAAUUCAACAAAUUUUGUCCUGACUUACUGGUUAGAGCGUAUUAUGGUAGUCAAGCAGAACGAGAAGAACUACGUUACGAAUUACUGAAUGAUGACGAAUUUGAAGUCUUGGUGACAACGUAUACAUUGGCAUGUGGUAGUCCUGCUGAUGCUAAAUUUUUGAAAAGCCAAAAUUUCAAUGUGAUAGUUUAUGAUGAAGGUCACUUGUUGAAAAAUUCAACUUCAGAAAGGUACAAUAAACUUAUGAGGCUAAAAGGUAAUUUUAGAUUAUUAUUGACAGGUACUCCAUUGCAGAAUAAUUUGAAAGAAUUAGUUUCGUUGUUAUCAUUUAUGUUACCACAGUUGUUUAAUGAAAAGAGGGAAGAAUUGUCUUCUAUUUUUAAUCAAAAAUCCGGGACUGUUACCAAAGAGAAUGAUCACAACCCAUUGUUGGCACAGCAGGCAAUCAAAAAUGCCAAAACCAUGAUGGCUCCAUUUGUCUUGAGGCGUCGUAAGGAUCAAGUUUUGCAGCAUUUACCACCGAAAAUCCUGCAAGUGGUGCAUUGCACAAUGACUAAAGACCAAAAAAGACUAUAUCUUGACCAUUUCAAUAAUGGGAAAUAUGUGAGUUCAGAAAGACAGAGAAGAAGAACGUUACCACCAGAAACAGUAGCUAAAUUAAAUAGAGAAGAUCCGAUACCGACAUCAUCCAAUGUCUUGAUGGAACUUCGUAAGGCAGCAUUACAUCCGUUGUUGUUCAGAGUGAUUUUUGACGACUCGAAAUUACAAGAAAUGAGUAAAGCAAUCAUGAUGGAGCCGGAAUAUGCCACGGCUAAUCAAACGUAUAUUUUUGAGGAUAUGCAAGUAAUGUCGGAUUUUGAAUUGGACCGUUUGUGCACCCAAUUCCCGAAAACAUUAAGCAAAUGGAAAUUAGGUGAUGAAAAGUUCUUGGACAGUGGUAAGGUUAUUGAAUUAGGCAAAAUUUUGCAACACAUCAUCGACAAUAAAGGAGAAAAAGUGUUGAUUUUUUCUUUGUUUACUCAAGUUUUAGAUAUUUUGGAGAGAGUAUUGUCAAUAUUCAAUUAUAAAUUUGCAAGACUAGACGGGAAUACUCCAGUUCAGGAAAGACAAGAUUUGAUUGAUCUUUUCAACCAAGAUGACAAAAUACAUAUCUUUUUAAUUUCCACUAAAGCUGGUGGUGUCGGUAUCAAUUUAGUAGCAGCCAACCAUGUCAUUAUGUUUGAUCAGUCAUUCAACCCACAUGAAGAUAAGCAAGCAGAGGAUCGUGCCCAUAGAGUUGGACAAACCAAAGAAGUGAAAGUUUAUCGAUUAAUUAGUGAUGAAACAAUUGAAAAGAAUAUUUUCUCAGUCGCUAGAAACAAAUUAGAGUUAGACGAAAAGAUUUCAACAUUAGAGUCAAUAGUUUAUAGUUGA